UUACCGGUCCUAAAAGAAGUCUGUGUGUGAUUUAAAUAUGGAGAUCUGUGACUGUAAUAAACCGCUGUGUUUGUGAUUAUAGAAAUAUUUAUUUUUUGAUUUGGUAAAAGUGUUGUGGUAUGACUGCAAUCGCUGUGGGAUUUAUGAUGGUUUUUUUUCGGCUUAAUUCUGACCUACUGCUAAAUCUAUAUAGUUUUGUCAAAUGUGUUCUAGGGUGACACAUCAAAGUGAUCCUGUAGAUUUAUCAAUUUGGUUUUAUGUUGCAUGGCAGACUGCAUUUCAGAAAGAAGUUUAAGUCCAAUUCUUUUAAAUGAUACUUUCCCUACUGCUCCUUCUCCUAGAAUUUUUCAAGAAUGCCUACAUUAGCUUAUCAUACUUCACAAGUAUUUUUUUUUUUUUUUUUAGAAUUUACCAUUUUUUUACACAAUUUUACGACCUGAUCCCUGAAACAAAAGGGGUAAGGCAAAGGGAAGUGAGGAGGAUUCCUGGAUUCCCGAACGCUGUUACACGAACGGCAACAACAACAAACCGUUCGGAACCGUUGCUUGCGCCCGGGGCCAGGGCAUAUUGACAUAAAAAGUCUAAAACCCUAUAAUGAAGUAAGACGAAGCAGGAGAACUUUUCAGAGCUUGUGGAAUUGGUCUAAAAACCUGUAACAAGAAAGAAAAAGAAGAAGAAAAAGAGCUUGAGGAAGAAAACUGGUGCUGCAAUUUUCCCUUCUGUUCAAACCUGAUUCAUAACAAGGAUGGCUGAUGGUGAAGUUGUUGAAGAUUUUUAUGGAGUUUACUUGUUGUACUGCAUAAAUCCACAGUACAAAGGACGUACAUAUAUUGGCUUUACUGUUGACCCCAAUCGCCGUAUCAAGCAGCACAACAAAGGUGUUAGGGCAGGAGGUGCAUAUAAAACCAGUAACAGGGGGCCAUGGGAAAUGGUUCUUAUUGUCCAUGGAUUUCCAAAUGACAUAUCUGCGCUCAGAUUUGAAUGGGCCUGGCAGCAUCCAGAAAGAAGUCGUCGGUUGAGAGGUAUGGGCCGUAAAAAAGCAAAAGAAACAAAAUAUGAAUAUUGUCUACGGAUUCUGGCAACUAUGUUACAAACUAAACCUUGGUCUCGCCUGCCUCUUACACUUAGGUGGCUCAAACAACAGUACUUCAAAGAAUUUCCUGCAGGGAUGGAGGCCCCCAAUCACAUGCCAAUUGCUUAUGGUCCAGUAAAACCUGCAAAGGUUAGAAAGAAUGAAGAGGAACAAGAAAUUGAAGUUUUGGAGGUGACAUGCUUGCUGUGUGAUGAUGCAGUGACACAAACAGAAAGGAUGAGAUGUUUAUCUACCUCUUGUCAAUUAAAUGCUCAUGUCAGAUGCCUUGCACAACAUAUGCUACGUGGAGAACCACCAGGGACUCUGCUUCCUCUAGAAGGCCCAUGUCCAAGCUGUGGGUCUGUAUUGCUAUGGGGUGACCUUGUAAGACUGAAGCGUGGAUGCUAUCAGCAAGAAGAGGAGGAAGUGGAAGAUCAUUGGGUUGAGACUUUAAGUCAGGCUGUAUAAAUGAAAUCACAAUGUUGUUUAUAUGAGCAGUGCUUCUUAGCUAUUCCCAUGGUAUGCUGUUUGGAUAUUAAUGGCACUGUGUCAAGUAUGGAGAGUCACCAAGUGCAGAAGUUUCAUGUGCCUGGAUGCUGGAAUUGGAUUAUUUUUCAAUGAGCAGUGCCCAUAGAUUUUACACAUAAUUUUAAAAAUCAUAAUAUUUGAUAUAUUUAUAAUUCUUUUAUCUGAAUAUAAUGUGUAUGUGUGUGUGUAAUUUUCUGACUUUCUGUAAAUCUGUUUUUAAUCGAUAUAUUUUUAUGUGAUAUUAUAUAUUUCAGUAGAAAAUUCA
Molecule: messenger RNA, 1865 nt
Organism: Penaeus chinensis
Lineage: Eukaryota; Metazoa; Arthropoda; Malacostraca; Decapoda; Penaeidae
Gene: slx1
Product: structure-specific endonuclease subunit slx1-like
Exons: 6
Coding region: 746-1540 (264 amino acids)
Biological process (GO): double-strand break repair via homologous recombination
Cellular component (GO): Slx1-Slx4 complex
Molecular function (GO): crossover junction DNA endonuclease activity; 5'-flap endonuclease activity
Source: RefSeq, a predicted model, not a curated record